AUGUGUGAGAAUAUGCCAAAAUGGAAGCGUAUCAACCCUGGGGUUAGAUACCUCGUCGACGCAAUAGCUAAAGAUUUUCCCCCUGAGAGAUUGCAUCUUCAGACGAAGGUCAACGAGAUUGCCCGGCGGUCCAAAUCACAGUAUGAUCUCUUGACGUCUGACGGUAAACAUUCGCGUUUCGAUCAUGUCAUACUCACGGUAGAUGGCCCUGAAAUCCUUCGACUAUUAUGCUCAACUGUAACUGAAGAGGAGAGCCAUGUUCUUCAGUCUUUGGCAGUGACGACGAAUAUUGCAGUGCUGCACUCAGAUUUUCCCGCAACGGCCAACCAUGUUGCGCCGGAUUAUGAAUUUAUUAAGGCGUCUAGCAACUAUCGACGACGGGAUCUCGUACCACCAAAGUUCUGCUCGAGAUACGAUGUUAAUGUGCUCCAAAACAUUCCCGCCUCGCGUUUCGGCGAGGUCUUUAUAACCUUUAAUUCACUCUCACCACCCCACCCCAGCCUCGUUCAGGGUGUAUGGGAGUUUACUGAACCCGAACCCUCCGCAGAUUCACUAGGCGCGCAGUCUCGCCUUGCUUUGAUUCAAAACACACGAGGUCUAAGCUACGGUUUCUGCUGGACAGGCCGUGGACUUUUAGAGGACUCGAUUACCUCCGGACUGAGAAUAGCGGUCGAAGAUCUUGGAGCCACGGUUCCUUUCGAUGUGACUUUUCAUCCUCAUCCCUUGGACUCACCUGAAUUCUCAUACAAACGCUCAGGACUUCGGUACAACCUGGUUAGGACAGCUCUAGAGGCAGUCCGCACUGUUGUCCUUGUACUAGAGAUCGCUUUGCUAUUAUUGGGUCGUAUAGAGACCCCUGUACUCAAGACCAGGACUCCCCUUGAUCGGGCAAGCAGGAUUAGUGGCACUUUUUAAUGGCUAUAUUACGGCGUCUCGGGAGACAUUUUGGCUACACCACUGUAUGUUGGAAAGAUCUCGAGGAGAUUUAUUUCAUAAAUCUUGACAUCAAGAUGUUGAUUUU
This is a messenger RNA of Aspergillus nidulans FGSC A4, 1021 nucleotides long. RefSeq lists its product as uncharacterized. Bases 1 to 915 code for a protein of 304 amino acids. Gene Ontology annotation, molecular function: oxidoreductase activity. NCBI's taxonomy places the organism in Eukaryota, Fungi, Ascomycota, Eurotiomycetes, Eurotiales, Aspergillaceae. The record is from RefSeq and is a predicted model, not a curated record. The transcript has 2 exons.